AUGGCCGGGUUCACUUACAUCAUACUGUUAUUUAGUUUAUACACCACAUUUGCCAAAGACUGUAUCAUUAACCGGGUGCCUGAACAAAUGGCCUUCGAAAAACAGCUCCGAAAAGACCUCAAAUGUGGCUACCACGUUUUCGACCCACCUUUUGGAAACAACACAACAUCAGAUAUCAAUGUCAGAUUCAUCAUGAAGCGAUUCUCUUUUAACAGUGACGAAGAAAUAUUCUCCAUGCAAAGCUGGAUGUUUAUAUCAUGGAUCGACGAGCGACUGAAAUGGGACCCUGAGAAAUACUACGGGACUACGGAAACUGAGUUGACCUCCAUGUCCCUUUGGACUCCUGGCUUCCGACUCUUCAACAGCGCCGAUUCCAAUGAUUUUGACCGCUACUACUAUGUUUGGUGUCGUGUAAGGAAUACUGGUCUUGUUAGUUGUGUGCCUAAGAUUACCCAUGAAGCGUUGUGUAGCGUCAAGCUGACUAAUUGGCCUUAUGAUCAGCAGGAGUGCAAACUUGAAUUCGGGCCCUGGUCUUCGAAAUGGUCCAAAUUUAAUAUGAACUUUACUUCGCGUGCUAUUUCGAUGCUGGGGGCUGAGUAUGGAGCGGAGUGGUUCAUAUCUGACUAUCGGCAGGAGGCGAAUUUUAGUUCAGAGAAACAAUUGACGAUGUAUUUCACGUUGGAGAGGGAAGCGACUGGUUUGGCGGCCAUAGUGGUGUACCCAGCUAUCAUUCUGACUGCAUUAUCUAUUACGUGUUUGUUUAUGGAUGUUAGACAGAACGUGAGAUUGGCAAUGAUAAGUUUCAGUCUUUUUGGACAUUAUUACUUCUUGAGAGAAGUAAUGGAUAAUUUGCCAAAGCAUAGCUUGGAUCCUCCUAACCUAUUGUUUUAUUAUCGUGGCUCUCUUAUUUUGACUAUGUUCAUAGUUCUUUUCACUUUCCUUUUGGAUGCCAUUUGCAAGGUAAAAGUAACACCUCAAAAUUAUUUUCUAACUAUUAAUGAUAGUGUCUACGAAAGCUUUGGCAAAUAUUUUAUCGUCCCUAAAUGGAAUAUAGAUGAUGAUACGAUUAAAAACAAACAAUUUAGUGAAGAUUGGACCAAAUUCGCUAAUAUUAUUAAUUGUGCUUUCAACGUAAUUAUUAUAUUGACUUAUAUAAUUUUGUAUUGUGUGCUAAUGCCUAAACCUAUUCCUGUUAAUUAUUAA
Messenger RNA from Helicoverpa zea (corn earworm), 1203 nucleotides. Its product is annotated as neuronal acetylcholine receptor subunit beta-2-like. NCBI's taxonomy places the organism in Eukaryota, Metazoa, Arthropoda, Insecta, Lepidoptera, Noctuidae. The coding region runs from base 1 to 1203 and encodes 400 amino acids. The record is from RefSeq and is a predicted model, not a curated record. Gene Ontology annotation, cellular component: membrane; neuron projection; synapse. Gene Ontology annotation, biological process: signal transduction; monoatomic ion transmembrane transport; nervous system process. Gene Ontology annotation, molecular function: neurotransmitter receptor activity; extracellular ligand-gated monoatomic ion channel activity; transmembrane signaling receptor activity. The transcript has a single exon.